Molecule: messenger RNA, 2286 nt
Organism: Miniopterus natalensis
Lineage: Eukaryota; Metazoa; Chordata; Mammalia; Chiroptera; Miniopteridae
Gene: PIGR
Product: polymeric immunoglobulin receptor
Cellular component (GO): plasma membrane
Molecular function (GO): transmembrane signaling receptor activity
Source: RefSeq, a predicted model, not a curated record
AUGACGCUCUUCUUCCUCGCCUGCCUGCUGGCUGUCCUCCCAGUGGUCUCCAUGAAGAGUCCCAUUUUUGGUCCCCAGGAGAUGAGCAGAAUGGAAGGCAGCUCGGCUUCCAUCACCUGCUACUACCCAGACGCCUCCGUCAACCGGCACUCUCGGAAGUACUGGUGCAAGCAGGGAGCCAAGGGCCGUUGCACAACCCUCAUCUCGGAUAGCUACGUCUCCAAGGGCUACGAGGGCAGAGCCAGUAUCACCGACUACCCAGAGAAUAACACGUUUGUGGUAAACAUUGGCCAUCUCACCCAGAGUGACUCUGGGAGCUACAAGUGUGGUUUGGGCAUUAUUAACGAAGGCCUGUCCUUUGAUGUGAGCCUGGAGGUCCUCCCAGGUCCUGGGCUCCUAAAUGGCACUCAAGUCUAUACAGGAAAACUGGGCAAAACAGUGACCAUCAAAUGCCCUUUCAAGCCUGAGAAUGUAAUGGAGGUAAAGUCUGUGUUCAGGGAGUUAGAUGGCGCCGAACCUUACCUAGUCACCGACACCACUGGGUAUGUGGACAACGACUACAAGGACAGAGUUGAGAUCUCUAUUAUGGGCACCAGCCAACUAGAAUUCAGCUUCGUCAUCAAGCAACUCCAGCUCAGUGAUGCAGGGAAGUAUGUCUGCCAGGCUGGGCCUAAAAAUAAAAAUGACAGAAGCAAUGUUUACCUGCACGUGCUGAAGCCGGAGCCUCAGCUGCUUUAUGGAGACCUGAGGGGCUCAGUGAUCUUCUCCUGUACCCUGGGCCCAGAGGAGGAAACUCUGACCAAAUUUCUGUGCCGGAUGAGCAAAGGGAAAGCCUGCGAAGUGGUCGUCAAUACGCAGGGGAAGAUGGCUGAGGCCUUUGAGGGAAGGAUCCUGAUUGCUCCUGAGGACAAAACCUUCUUCAAGGUGCACAUUGCUGACCUGAGGAAAGAAGACGCAGGGAGCUACCUGUGUGGGGCCCACGCCACUGGUGGCCCUCAGGAAGGCUUGUCCAUGCAGCCUUGGCAACUCUUCAUCAAUGAAGACACGAGGAUCCCCCGAAGUCCCUCCGUGGUGAAAGGUGUGGUUGGAGGCUCUGUGGCCAUGCUCUGCCCAUACAACCCUAAGGACAGAAAUAGCCAGAAGCACUGGUGUCGCUGGGAUAAGGAGAACAGUGACUGCACCCUGCUGGUGAGCAGCGAGGGCCUGGAUGAGAAGCAAUACGAACCCUACGAGGGCAGGCUCACCCUGCACGAAGAGCCCGGCAACGGCUCCUACACAGUCAUUCUCAACCAGCUCACCGCCCAGGACGCCGGCUUCUACUGGUGUCUGACCAGCGGUGACACUCGCUGGUGGUUCCCAGUGGAGCUCAAGAUUGUUGAGGGAGAGCCAAACCUCGAGGCACCCAAGGAGGCCACUGCUUGGCUGGGAGAGACUCUCAAUCUGCCUUGCCGCUCGCCCUGCAAAUUCUACUCCUACGAGAAAUACUGGUGCAAGUGGAGCAACGAAGGUUGCAAGGCACUGCCCAGCCAACAGGAGGGCUCCAGGCAGGCCUCUGUGAACUGCGACCCGAACAACCAGCUCACCUCCCUGAUCCUGAACCCAGUCACCAAGGACGAUGAGGGGUGGUACUGGUGCGGGGUGAAGAAUGGCCCCCGAUUUGGAGACACCAUCGCUGUCCACGUGGCGGUCAAGGAGAGGGCAAAGGCGUCCCAAGAUGUCAACCAACUGAAUGCGGCUCCUGGCAAGCAAAAGAUAGAGGCACGUGCCAAGAACACUGAGGACAUCAUUCAGGGUCCCAGGCUUUUUGCAGAAGAUGUAGCAGGGAAGGAUGAUGGAGACCUGGGAGACAGGAGCAAAGCACUUGUAGAUCCUGGCAGCUCUGCAGGACAAGGAGGGAGCUCCACAGUGCUGGUCUCCACCCUUGUGCCCCUGGCCCUGGUGCUGGCACUGGGGGCCUUGGCGGUGGCAGUGGUUAGAGCCCGACACAGGAGGAACGUUGACCGGGUUUCCAUUGGAAGCUACAGGACAGACUUUAGCAUGUCGGACUUGGAGAGCUCCAGGGAUUUCGGAGCCAAUGACAACAUGGGAGCCUCUUCGGUUGUUCAGGAGACAUCUCUUGGAGGAAAAGAUGAGCUCUCGGCCACCACUGAGGACACCAAGGACACUGAUGAGCCCAAGAAGGCCAAGAGGUCCUCCAAGGAGGAAGCUGACAUGGCCCACACCGCCUUCCUGCUCCAGGCCAACCAGAUGGUGACCAGCGUCCAGGACGGCCCCAGCGAAGCCUAG